Molecule: messenger RNA, 2237 nt
Organism: Myodes glareolus (Bank vole)
Lineage: Eukaryota; Metazoa; Chordata; Mammalia; Rodentia; Cricetidae
Gene: Cdc42
Product: cell division cycle 42
Biological process (GO): small GTPase-mediated signal transduction
Molecular function (GO): GTP binding; GTPase activity
Source: RefSeq, a predicted model, not a curated record
UUCCGCGGGCACCCAACCGUGCGUCCCCUGCGUGCUGACGUCAGGCGCGUGCCCCUGUCCGGCAGCCGAGGAGGCCCCGCGCAGUGCUGCCAACGCCCCGACGGAGAAGCUGAGGUCAACAUCUAAUUUGAAAUAUUAAAAGUGGAUACAAAACUAUUUCCGCAAUGCAGACAAUUAAGUGUGUUGUUGUUGGUGAUGGUGCUGUUGGUAAAACAUGUCUCCUGAUAUCCUAUACAACAAACAAAUUUCCAUCGGAAUAUGUACCAACUGUUUUCGACAACUAUGCAGUUACAGUUAUGAUUGGUGGAGAGCCAUAUACUCUUGGACUUUUUGAUACUGCAGGGCAAGAGGAUUAUGACAGAUUACGACCGCUGAGUUAUCCACAAACAGACGUUUUUCUAGUAUGUUUUUCAGUGGUUUCUCCAUCCUCAUUUGAAAAUGUGAAAGAAAAGUGGGUGCCUGAGAUAACUCACCACUGUCCAAAGACUCCUUUCUUGCUUGUUGGGACCCAAAUUGAUCUCAGAGAUGAUCCCUCUACUAUUGAGAAACUUGCCAAGAACAAACAGAAGCCUAUCACUCCAGAGACUGCUGAAAAGCUGGCCCGGGAUUUGAAGGCUGUCAAGUAUGUGGAAUGCUCUGCUCUCACACAGAGAGGUCUGAAGAAUGUGUUUGAUGAGGCUAUCCUAGCUGCCCUCGAGCCUCCGGAAACUCAACCCAAAAGGAAGUGCUGUAUAUUCUAAACUGUUUUCUCCUCCCCCUCUUUGCUGCUGCUUCCUGUCCCACUACUGUAGAAAGAUCAUUUAAAACAAAGGAAUAAAACCAGUCUGUUUGAAAGCCUCUGCGUCUUCUUACUCAACACAUUAGCGCAAACUCUGUAUUCAUUUUUGAUCAUGAAUGCAAAAAUCUUAGAAUAUUUUUUGUGAUCAGUUGUCACAUUAGACUUGUUUAAUUUUCUGCUGCUUGAGUUGCCUGAUGCUCAGAGCUUUUGUUUUGAAUUAUUACUGCAAAAAGGAAUGUGGUCUGGCAUUAAGAAUGAUGUCUUGGAGAAAAUAAGAGUUUUAACACUUCUAGAUGUUAGUUCUAGAUGGAGAAAGUGUCGCUAAACAUCGUUUUACUCAGUAAUUACUGAUUGUUAAUUGUAAUUGCAUGACAAACUAUGAAAAGGUUGACUUGCUAGUAGAGUGUAUUGGGGAAGGGAGGAUUCUCCUGUGGUUUUUCUGUGUGCAGUGAAACAUUGUGCUGCUCUUGCUUUGGCUGUUUGUGCUGUAGGUGGUGUUUGUCAUUCUGGGAUGGGGAAGGUAUUCAUGUAUCUGCUACUGCUAUGAGUUCAUUGUUGUUAUACAUUAUCUCCUAAUCCUAGCAUCCAUUUAACAAUUAACUUAAGGUUUGCUGAUAUUGAAAUGUAUAGCUACUGCCUUUAUAUUUUCCUGCUUUUGAUUUUAUUGUUGUGAGGGAAACAUACAAUUGUGGUUAUCUUUACAUUUUGAAAUUAAAAAUAUACAAUUGUUUGUAUAAAUGCCUGGUGAAGCUUUAUUCCUAUUAUAUUGACUGGCUCUAACUUCACUUUUCUAUCAGGUACUCACCUCUGUCUGCUUCCUUGAAUCUCCUUGGCUCUGUCUAAUUAAUUAAUGGGAUAAAGGGAGUUCAGAGUGUAUAUAUUAUAGCUGCCAUACCCUUGUGCUGCCUACCCCUGCCUUCCAUAUAACAUGGAUGCCACUGCCCAAAGUGUAUUCUCUGUUUACAUGCUGCUGCUCCAUUUGAAUGCAGAGCUGCUUUCCUUGUUCCUUCAUAUACUAUUCUAGCAUUACAUCACAAAACUCAUCGAAUGAUCAAAUGACACGUGCUUGUUUGCUUCUUGUGUGUGUGUGUAUAUGUGUAGGUUAUAUAAGAUUUGCAAAAAUUUAUCUCAGAACUACUCACAAGUAUCUGCUUCUAUGCCAGCAUUGCUGAAUCUCUCCUGUACUCUGACGAGACAGUUGGGUGAGGCAAGAUUGUUAGGUCAAGUUGUAGGGUUAUUAAUGUUUCUUUGUUUGCCCACUGUCUUUGGGGUUUGACUGUUGUAAACAUGAACUCCAGCUCUGUUGUUAUACUGAAAAUCAGAUUGCCCAUUUUUUUCUUUCUUACCCCUUUUCAGAAAGGCCUAAAGAAUGUGUUUGAUGAAGCAAUAUUGGCUGCCCUGGAGCCUCCAGAACCGAAGAAGAGCCGCAGGUGUGUGCUGCUAUGAACGCCUCUCCAGA